This is a messenger RNA of Eimeria mitis, 537 nucleotides long. RefSeq lists its product as uncharacterized. The transcript is spliced from 2 exons. Bases 1 to 537 code for a protein of 178 amino acids. The record is from RefSeq and is a predicted model, not a curated record. NCBI's taxonomy places the organism in Eukaryota, Apicomplexa, Conoidasida, Eucoccidiorida, Eimeriidae.
AUGGAGAAUAUCUUGAGCAGCAUCGCCGAUGCUCCCAUCGGCGCUGCUGCGAAGAAACGGGCGUACGAACUCGUGCUGAAGAUCGUGAACAAUAUUGUCGAAGCAGCCCGGAACCAGGACCCGAAUCUACCGAAGUUCAAAUGGGUGAAGGCACACGGCGGCUCGCCCGUAAGGGAAAGGGUGCUUAACGUGAGCCCGCUGUUCCGCGAGUUGCUGGAAGCUCUGGGCUUUCGGCUUAGGGUGGGCCGGCCUCCUCACUUGCAGACGGGCAGCCCGCAGGAGUACAUCGUUCUGGAGGGGGCUGUUGAUCUGGACGCCUUAGUCAGCAAUGCACAGCUCAUAGAGGCGGUGAUCAGCAGUCUGCCUGAGGAGGAGUCCUGCACUUCAGGAUCCGCAGGUGCAGCAGCCCCUUCCCCGGCUACCUGUCAGUCAAGGGAGAACUCUUCUGCAGCCCAAGACAACAGUACCUCUCCGACGCGGCAACCAUCAUCCGGGUGCGUCAUUCGUCUAAGUCCUGGUGGUAUUUCUUCAUGUUGA